CUCUUCCAGAAACGCCCGUCAAGUUUAUCCUUCAAGGUGGCAUCCGCCUCUCUCUUCUGGGUUUAGGCGAAAGAAACCUCGAACUCAACUGUUGCUCAAAUCUCUCUCUCUCUCUCUCUCUCUCUCUCUCUCUCUAUGAUGCGCAACAUUGAAGCACCAAUUACCAUUGCUACUUAUUUUCCAACUCAGUAGACUCUCUCUCUCUCUUUCUCUCUCUCUCUCAACAUUCAUGUAUUUCACUCUCACUCCCACUUUUUCUUCCACCACAUCCCUCAUCCCUCUCCUCUCUCUUUCCCACCAAAACCCCAUCUUCAAUUUCCACUCCUUCCCCCCCAAACACCAUCGCCGUCGUCAACAAAUUCGAAGAAUUUCAUUCAAAUCUUCUUCACAUAAACCCCCCAAACCCCUCCCACCACCACCACCCACCGCUACCAAACGCCCAGACUCUCCCAUAACCUCAAACCACCAAAACCAAGAUGACAAUAGAAUCAACACUAACACACUCAUCACGUACAUUGCUAAGCCAAUUGUGUUCACAUUGUUUUGUUUGGCAAUUGGGUUUUGCCCAUUUCGAACUGGGUUUCAAUUACAAUUGCCUGCAAUCGCUGCCCCUUUGGCGGGCGAAGUAGUGUCAAAGAGGGCGAAGAGUAAAGAAAAAGUAGUGUUGAAAAAUAAGGAUCACGAGUACUCGGAUUUUACUCGAAGGUUAUUGGGUACGCUGGCGGGGUUAAUUAGGAAUAUAGAGGAGGUUAGGUUAGGUAAUGGGGAUUUAAAGGCUGUUGAGGCGGCGUUGAGGGAGGUUAAGUCGAAAAAGAGGGAGUUGCAAGAGGAGAUUAUGAAUGGACUUUAUGCAGAGUUGAGGGAAUUGAAAGGUGAGAAAGAGAAGUUGGUUAAGCAGUCCGAGGAAAUUCUUGAUUUGGUGUCGAAGGCGAAGAGGGAACAAGAGAGUUUGUUGAGGAGUGGUGGUGAUGAUGGGAAGGAGGCGAAGGAACGGAUAGCUAAAUUGGAGGAGGAAAUGGAAAGUGGUGAGAAGGAGUACAAUGGGAUAUGGGAGAAAGUUGGUGAGAUUGAGGAUCGGAUUUUGAGGAGAGAGACCAUGGCUCUAAGCAUUGGUGUAAGGGAGCUUUCAUUUAUUGACAGAGAAAGUGUACUCUUGGUGGAGAACUUUAAACGGGAGAUGAGGCGGCAAAGCAAAGAGAGUGUGCCAAAAAGCCCUCUGACUAAACUCUCUAGAUCUGACAUUCAGAAAGAACUGCAAAGUGCAACGAGACAAUUCUGGGAGCAGAUGAUUCUGCCAAGUGUUUUGGAAGCUGAGGACAUUGGAUAUCCAUUUGAUCAAAAUUCAAUGGAAUUUGCUCAACGAAUAAAACAAGCUCUUACAUAUUCAAGAGAGCUGCAAAGCAAUAUGGAGGCUGGAAUAAGAAAGAAUAUGAAGAGGUCUGGUGAUGAAAAGGCUUUUGUUGUAAACACACCUGUGGAUGAGGUUUUGAAGGGCUUUCCAGAAGUUGAAUUGAAGUGGAUGUUUGGGAGUAAGGAGGUUGUGGUUCCUAAAGCUGUUAGCCUCCACUUGUUUCAUGGUUGGAAGAAGUGGCGAGAAGAAUCUAAGGCAGAACUCAAACGAAACUUGUUGGAAAAUGUUGACUUUGGUAAAAAGUAUGUGGCAGAAAGACAGGAACGUAUUCUUCUGGAUCGAGAUAGAGUGGAAGCAAAAACUUGGUAUAAUGAAGAAAAGAAUAGGUGGGAAAUGGAUCCAAUGGCUGUUCCUUAUGCUGUGUCCAGGAAGCUUGUAGAGAAUGCCCGAAUCAGGCAUGAUUGGGCAGCCAUGUAUGUUGCACUGAAGGGAGAUAACAAGGAAUACUUUGUUGAUAUUAAGGAGUUCGAAAUGUUAUUUGAAGACUUUGGAGGGUUUGAUGGGUUGUAUUUGAGAAUGCUUGCCUCUGGUAUUCCAACUGCUGUUCAGCUCAUGUGGAUCCCUUUCUCAGAUUUGGAUUUUCAACAACAGUUUCUCUUGAUAAUGAGGCUUUCUCAACAAUCCUUGACUGGCUUGUGGAAUACUAGAAUUGUAUCAUAUGCAAGAGAGUGGCUUUUGGAGAAAAUCAGAAAUAUAAAUGAUGACAUAAUGAUGAUGAUUGUUUUUCCCCUUGUGGAGUUCAUUAUCCCUUUCCCAGUGAGGAUGCAGUUAGGAAUGGCUUGGCCUGAGUUUACAGAUCAGUCUGUGGGCUCAACAUGGUACUUGAAAUGGCAGUCUGAGGCAGAAAUGAGUUUUAAAUCCAGGCAAACAGAUGAUGACAUUCGAUGGUUUCUGUGGUUUUUAAUUAGAAGCUUUAUAUAUGGAUAUGUUUUGUUUCAUUUAUUUCGAUUUGUGAAAAGAAAAGUUCCAAGGCUUCUUGGUUAUGGACCUUUACGUAGAAAUCCGAACGUGCGGAAGCUGCGGAGAGUGAAAGCUUAUUUUAAAUAUAGAGUGAAGAGAAUAAAACGUAAGAGGAAGGCUGGUGUCGAUCCUAUAAGUACUGCUUUUGACCAAAUGAAGAGGGUGAAGAACCCCCCUAUACGGUUGAAAGACUUUGCAAGUGUAGAGUCCAUGAGGGAAGAAAUUAAUGAAGUUGUGGCAUUUUUGCAAAAUCCUAGAGCAUUUCAAGAAAUGGGAGCCCGUGCCCCUCGGGGAGUUCUUAUUGUAGGUGAGAGGGGGACUGGGAAGACGUCCCUGGCACUGGCUAUUGCUGCAGAAGCAAAAGUUCCUGUUGUUAAAGUUGAAGCCCAACAGCUGGAAGCUGGGCUAUGGGUUGGCCAAAGUGCAUCGAAUAUUAGGGAAUUGUUUCAAACAGCUAGGGAUCUGGCACCUGUAAUCAUAUUUGUGGAGGAUUUUGACCUCUUUGCUGGGGUUCGUGGCAAGUUUAUUCACACCAAAAAGCAGGACCAUGAGGCUUUUAUCAAUCAACUUCUUGUAGAACUUGACGGGUUUGAGAAACAAGAUGGGGUGGUUUUAAUGGCUACCACUCGAAAUCUCAAGCAAAUUGAUGAGGCCUUACAGCGUCCUGGUCGAAUGGAUAGAGUAUUUCAACUUCAACGGCCAACUCAAACAGAAAGGGAGAAGAUAUUGCGGAAUGCUGCAAAAGAAACUAUGGAUGAGGAACUCAUUGAUUUUGUAGAUUGGAGGAAGGUUGCUGAGAAAACAGCUCUUCUACGUCCGAUAGAACUCAAGCUCGUUCCUGUGGCCUUGGAAGGUAGUGCCUUUAGAAGCAAAUUUCUCGACACGGAUGAGCUUAUGAGCUAUGUAAGCUGGUUUGCGACUUUCAGUUGUGUUGUCCCCAAAUGGGUGCGGAAAACGAACAUAGUGAAGACGAUAACCAGAAUGCUUGUCAAUCAUCUCGGAUUGACAUUGACGAAACAGGAUUUGCAGAAUGUGGUUGAUCUGAUGGAACCAUAUGGACAAAUAAGCAAUGGAGUAGAACUACUAAAUCCUCCUCUUGAAUGGACGAGGGAGACCAAAUUUCCACAUGCUGUCUGGGCUGCUGGUCGUGGGCUCAUUACUCUUUUGCUACCGAACUUUGAUGUCGUUGACAAUCUAUGGCUUGAGCCUUUUUCUUGGGAGGGAAUUGGAUGCAUGAAGGUUACUAAGGCUAAAAGUGAAGGUUCCAUAAAUGGAAAUGUUGAAUCAAGAUCUUACCUUGAAAAGAAACUUGUGUUUUGUUUCGGUUCAUAUAUUUCAGCUCAAUUGCUACUUCCUUUUGGAGAAGAAAAUAUUCUUUCCUAUUCAGAUUUGAAGCAGGCACAGGAGAUAGCUACACGUAUGGUGAUUCAAUAUGGGUGGGGGCCUGAUGACAGUCCAACAAUUUAUCACCAUGGAAAUGCGGAGACAGUUUUGUGUAUGGGGAACAACCAUGAGCAUGAGAUGGCGGCUAAAGUCGAAAAGAUAUUUGAUUUAGCGUAUGAUAAAGCGAAAAAGAUGCUUCAGAAUAACCGUCAAGUGCUUGAGAAGAUUGUGGAGGAAUUGCUUGAGUUUGAAAUCUUGACAGGAAAGCAGGAUUUAGAAAGAAUUUUUGCAGCAAAUAGUGGGAUUCCGGAGAAAGAACCAUUUUUCCUUUCAAAUGUUCAUGAAGAGCCUGUGUUUAGCAGCAUUCUUGAAAAUGGGAGUGUGCCGGGAGCUGCUCUUUUAAAUGCAGCAAACUAAGAUUUCAGGGUUGAAAUGUAGGCCGAAAGCUUUAGUUGUUGAGACAUAUUCAAGUCAUUACAUCGACAUUUUUGAACAGAUAGAUUAGCUGAACGCUUCAGUUGUUGAGACAUUCAAGUCAUUUCAUCGACAUUAUUGAGCAAGGAGAGAUUAUCUUUACAGGGUUGAGAGACAGAGACUCUGUUGCAAAGCAUCCAAGGAGAGCCUGAGCCACCAUCUGCAUCCUGAAUCCACCGUGAUUAUGCAGCAUUAACAAGCCCGGUCCAGCAAGAUAAAGAGUUUGAAGCACUGAAGACCAGAUGCAUUGCAUCUCCUUGGUAAAUCAGUUUCAAAACCUCUUGAGAAUUUGAUCCGACAAUCACUUUUGCGAAGCCCUGGUUUUGAGCCAGCCAUACCUUCUAUAGUGUGGUGGUGUUGUUUCACCUUCUCUACCUUCGUCUUUUUGUAUUUUUUACCUGAGAUUCCCCCUCACAUUUCAGAAGUUUCAUUAUAGUUUGUACACAAUCCAUGGUAUAGAGGGACUCGAAGUUUUGGUAUUUGAAUUCGAGCAUGGAAUCAUAGAAAAGGAUAUAGGGUUGUCCUGGAAUUUCCAAUGGAAUUAAGAAUGUGUAUGUAUAAAUAUGGGCUUGUUAUUGUGCUCAUAUUGGCUAAUAUAAUGGUGUUGUUCCCGUGCAUUUUUUUUAGAAAAAAAA
This is a messenger RNA of Camellia sinensis, 4863 nucleotides long. Its product is annotated as FtsH extracellular protease family. Gene Ontology annotation, biological process: proteolysis. The record is from RefSeq and is a predicted model, not a curated record. Gene Ontology annotation, cellular component: chloroplast thylakoid membrane. Gene Ontology annotation, molecular function: ATP-dependent peptidase activity; ATP binding; ATP hydrolysis activity. NCBI's taxonomy places the organism in Eukaryota, Viridiplantae, Streptophyta, Magnoliopsida, Ericales, Theaceae.